Molecule: messenger RNA, 900 nt
Organism: Ilex paraguariensis (yerba mate)
Lineage: Eukaryota; Viridiplantae; Streptophyta; Magnoliopsida; Aquifoliales; Aquifoliaceae
Source: the annotation of a GenBank genome assembly
AUGAAUAGAGAAAUGCAAAUUCUCUCCCCAGCAUCAUACCUACGAAACUCAAAUUGGUUGUUUGAGGAAAGCAAGGGGUCGAAAUGGACAGUGGAAGAGAACAAGCAGUUUGAAAAUGCACUGGCCUUGUUCGAUAAGGAUACUCCAGAUCGUUGGUACAAUGUGGCCGCCAUGAUUCCAGGCAAGACGGUGAAUGAUGUGAUCAAACAAUACAGGGAAUUGGAAGAGGAUGUAAGUGAUAUAGAAGCAGGGCUUGUACCAAUUCCAGGGUACACUACCAGUUCUUUCACGCUGGAGUGGGUGAACGAUCAAGGCUUUGAUGGUUUGAGACAAUUCUAUGGUCCAGGCGGAAAGCGGGAUUCAUCAACUCGGGCUUCUGAUCAUGAAAGAAAGAAAGGUGUGCCAUGGACAGAGGAAGAACAUAGGCAAUUUCUGAUGGGGCUUAAAAAGUAUGGUAAAGGGGACUGGAGAAACAUAUCGCGCAAUUUCGUGACCACACGGACACCAACUCAGGUUGCUAGUCAUGCUCAAAAGUACUAUAUCAGGCAGCUUGCCGGAGGGAAGGACAAAAGGAGGUCAAGCAUCCAUGAUAUCACAACCUUCAAUCUCUCGGACACUAAAUCUCCUUCACCAGACAAUAGUAAAUCUCCUUCACCGAAUCUUUCUAUCACGGUUGUUCAGCAGCAGCACAAGGACUUGAAUAUGAAGGGCAUGAACAAUGCUAUAUAUGAUUGGAACUUGCCGAAUCAAGGACCAGCAAUGGCUUUUUAUGGGACUUUUCCAUAUGGACUGGGCCUGCAGGAACAAAAUCUGCACAAAGGCACUCUUCAUGGAACUCAGUUUGGACCUUGCAAUCCCUAUUUUCAAAUGCAAUCCAGACAACAUCAACGACUCCAUUAG